AUGUCACAAGCUCCUCUACCACCACCUCCUCCUCCACAAUGGGUUAUUGCAAUGAACUCCCCCAUGCCGCGCCCCUCAAAGGCCGCAUCCAGCAUUCCGGACCCGCCAGGCUUCUCGAGUAGUCGGGGAGGCAAGCAGCGUCAACAGCAACAGCAGCAGCAGUCUACCACGAAGAAACCUGAUGAGACCGACGCGCUUAAGAUGAAGAAGGCGUGGGAGAUCGCUAUCGCCCCGUCCAAACAGAUCCCAAUGAAUGCCAUUAUGAUGUACAUGUCCGGCAACAGCCUCCAAAUUUUCAGCAUCAUGAUGGUCCUCAUGUUGUUCAAGGGUCCUAUCCAGGGUCUGAUCAAUACCAAUGCGGCGUUCGCCAAGUACGAAACUCCUUCCACACAUUCGCGUAUGCUUGGAGUGAAGGUGGUCUACAUGUUGAUGCAGCUGGUAUUACUGGGGUUGGGUAUCUGGAAGGUCAAUGCGAUGGGACUGUUGCCAACUACGAGAUCGGAUUGGCUAGCAUGGGAGUCGGAACGACAACCUUUGGAGCGGGCUCAUUUUGCUUUCAGGUAA
Penicillium coprophilum is the source of this 564-nucleotide messenger RNA. RefSeq names its product ER membrane protein complex subunit 4. Bases 1 to 564 code for a protein of 187 amino acids. Gene Ontology annotation, cellular component: EMC complex. NCBI's taxonomy places the organism in Eukaryota, Fungi, Ascomycota, Eurotiomycetes, Eurotiales, Aspergillaceae. The record is from RefSeq and is a predicted model, not a curated record. The transcript is spliced from 3 exons. Gene Ontology annotation, biological process: protein folding in endoplasmic reticulum.